AGACUUGCCUUGCACUCCUUUGCAUUGCCCCAGAUGAGGUAUCUGUGGUGUUGCCAGAGAUUAUUUUUGGACCCCAACCCCCCACCUUGUCCCAGCUGAGGUCUCUGUGCUGUGGCGGGUGGAGGCUGUGGGUCCGAUGGAGUCCCAGUAGAGCUAUGAGGAGCUGUCCCCACCCCCAGUGCUGAACACAGAGCUGCUGUCAGCCUUCCAUUCCAUGCAUUUGGUGGCUAGCAGCCUGGAGACAGGAGGAUUAGAGGCUCCCGGCCGGGGUGGGGGCUUGCUCAUUCUACAGCUCGCAGACACAUGCAAGGGGGACUUUGUGCUGCAGACCGGGCUGCAAAGGGGGACAAUAGGCUGCAUUCUCAACUGUCCCCUCCACCACAACAGGAACCAUCUCCUUCUGCUCCAUGAGAGAUCUCUCAGCUCAACUCAUGCACAAAAGAGAGAAAAGUUUUGGUAUACAAAUGCUUUCAGUUCAGCCAGACACGAAGCCGAAAGGUUGUGCUGGCUGCAACCGUAAAAUUAAGGACCGUUACCUGCUUAAGGCCCUGGAUAAGUAUUGGCACGAGGACUGUCUGAAGUGUGCCUGCUGUGAUUGCCGACUUGGGGAAGUUGGGUCAACCUUGUACACCAAAGCCAACCUCAUUCUGUGCCGAAGGGAUUACCUAAGAUUGUUUGGGGUGACUGGAAAUUGUGCUGCAUGCAGCAAACUGAUCCCCGCCUUUGAAAUGGUCAUGCGAGCGAAGGACAAUGUAUAUCACCUUGAUUGCUUCGCGUGCCAGCUUUGUAAUCAAAGGUUUUGUGUGGGAGACAAAUUUUUCCUUAAGAACAACAUGAUUUUGUGCCAGACAGACUAUGAGGAAGGUUUAAUGAAGGAAGGGUAUACAGCCCAGGUUCGCUGAUCGGACGCAGAGCAACUCCAUCCUUUCUCUUUUUUUGCGCAUCAUGUAAAUAAGGAUUGACACGCAUAGUUUAAUUAUAGGGAGAUCUCAAUGAUUUAUCUGGAAUAAAAGGUGGACUUUAAUGUGUCCGUAAACUGAAAUAAAUGUUUAUAAUGAUCCUGUACAGAAUUGGCAAGAUAUUUUGUUUUGCUGUUUUGUCGCCUGCUGGUUUUUUUUUGUCUGUUUGCUUCUUCUGUCAAUCGGCAUGAGAUGUUUAUUUUGAGAAACGACUGUACAUAAUGUAUUGUAAAAUUUGAAGCACAAAUGUAAUACAGUUUUAUUGUGUUACUAUUUGUCUUCCCGUUUAUUUCUUUGUAUUGUUACCUUUAGUAAAAGCUUUGUUUAAACUCUGUAUAUUUAUGCUUUCUGUAUUUUCAGCUAUUUUAAAUAAGCUGUAACUUUCUAGUAAAAAAAAGUAUUAAACAGUAAAACAUGUUGGUUGUGAAAAGCUAAACAUGUUCUACUUCAAACCAUU
Pelobates fuscus (common spadefoot toad) is the source of this 1416-nucleotide messenger RNA. It is a transcript of the gene LMO3, whose product is annotated as LIM domain only 3. The record is from RefSeq and is a predicted model, not a curated record. Gene Ontology annotation, molecular function: DNA-binding transcription factor binding; transcription coactivator activity. Lineage: Eukaryota; Metazoa; Chordata; Amphibia; Anura; Pelobatidae. Gene Ontology annotation, cellular component: nucleus. Bases 408 to 902 code for a protein of 164 amino acids. The transcript has 4 exons. Gene Ontology annotation, biological process: positive regulation of transcription by RNA polymerase II.